UAAAGUGUCUGCCUCCAAUGCGGGAGACCCGGGUUUGAUCCCUGGGUCAGAAAGAUCCCCUGGAGAAGGAAACGGUAACCCACUCCAGUAUUCCUGCCUGGAGAAUCCCAUGGACGGAAACCGCGGCUCACACCGAAACAGAAGUCUCUGCGGCGACCUUGGAGGAGGAAGUUGGCUUCCGCCGCACCCACACCCGCCCACACCUCUCCCCAGCCAUCCCGCCUGUGUGUCUCUUCCUUGGCUCUUUCCCCCCACACUCGAUAUUUUCAAGCACCGAGAAGCAGACACGAGCACCUUCUCUCUAGUUCUGUUUUUGGUUUUGUUUUUUUUUUCCUCACCUAAUCUUUCCCAUACUGGGUGCUCGCUGUACUAGUUUCUGGGACCUUAUUCUCUUCUGAGUCCCCAGCCCCAAGCAGAAGACGUGGCACUCGAAAGAGUUGCUCGAAAGAGUUGCUGAGAAAUUUUGUUUCUUCCAGGUAUGGAUCAGUUGAAGCAGAUCAUCUCCUUAGGCCAGCUUAUCUACAACCAGUGUGGGGAGAUGAAAUACUGCCGGAAACAGUGCCGACGUCUAGGGGACCGAGUCCAGGGCCUGCUGCAGCCUCUGCAAAUGCUCCAGGACCAAGGAGAGAGGAAUCUGCCCUCCCAGAUCACCACUGCGCUGAGCCGUUUCCAGGCUGCCCUAGAGGAAGCUAAGGAGCGGAUAGACAAGUUCAGCAAUAAGUCCAACAUGCAGAAGUUUCUAACAGCAGGGCAUGACAGCAUAGUCUUUGGUGGGGUGAACCAGAGGCUGAGCGAUGUCUGGGAGGAGCUCUCUCUGCUGCUCCAGGUGGAUCAGUGGAGGCACACUUCAGGCCUCAGCCCAGGAGCGUCCUGGCAACAAGAAGAUCAACAGGAUGCAGAGGAGGACAGGAAAGCUCUCCAAGGACUGAGUGAGAAAGAAACUGUAAAAACUUUAUUGAGGCAACUGGACAACAUGAAGGAAACCAUCGAAGCCGUGAGGAGCUGGAUAAGGUCAGAUUCACAGAAACCCAAGAAGGGGUUCCCACAAGAUCAAAUCAAGGAGAUUAAGAAGGAGGAGCUUCCAGAAGCCGAUUGGAUCCUACUAAAGGAAAAUGAAUCCAGCGCACUUUAUGAAGGAAAAUACCACGAAUCUCCAGUGGCCAUAAAAGUAUUCAAGAACUCCCAGGCCCAAGGCAUUGGAAUAGUGAGGCAUACUUUCAAUAAUGAAAUCAGAACCAUGAAGAAGUUUGAUUCCCCCAACAUCCUGCGCAUGUUUGGGAUUUGCAUUGAUGAAGCAGCGAUCGGCUCUUCUCCGUCAGUGACGCCCCCUCAGUUAUCCAUCGUCAUGGAGUUCUGUGACCUCGGGACCCUGAGGGAGCUGCUGGACCGGGAAGAGGACCUCAGCCUGGCCGAGCGCGUCAUCCUGACCCUGGGGGCAGCCAGAGGCUUGUACAGGCUGCACCAUUCGGAAACACCCUCAGAACUCCACAGGAACAUCAGCAGCACGAGCUUCCUGGUGACUAAAGACUACAGCGUGAAGCUUGCAGGAUUUGAGUUGAGCAAAACACAGACUUCCAUCAGCCGACAAACUGGGGGAAAAGAAGCAGAGAGAGUCAAUUCUGCCGCGUACAUCUCUCCCCAGAGGUUGGAAAAUGUGUACAGUAAAUACGACAUAAAAGCUGAAAUAUACAGCUUUGGAAUUGUUCUCUGGGAGAUCGCCACUGGGAAGAGCCCAUUUGAAGGUUGUGAUUCCAAGAAGAUCUACCAGCUGGUGGCUGAGUCCCGGCACCGGGAGCCAGUGGGUGAAGAUUGCCCUUCACAGUUGCAGGAGAUCAUUGAUGAUUGCCGUGCCUAUGAACCCUCCAGGAGGCCCUCUGUUAAAGAAAUCUUAAAGAGACUGUCUCCCUUUUGUUAAACCAAGUAUUGAAACUGAAACUGUGUCCCUGAACAAGGAGCUGGAAGAACAGGAGUUGGGCAUUUUUUUCUCUCAAACCCUUCAGCAUGGAUUUAUUUAUGGAUACAGGGAGGCAGCACUUCUCUGUAACAAAUAGAAAACAACUCCAGUAAUUCAUCCCACUCCCAGUGAUACUGUCAAAACUACACCUUUGAUAAUAACUCUGAUAGUUUUACAAAAAUGUGUCUCUCUCUCUGGAUCCAAACCUCUUGGCAUUGUGACUUAGCAGCCCCUUCCAUCAAGAAGUCAAAUCUAGGGCUUCCCUGGUGGCUCAGUGGUAAAGAAUCCACCUGCCAAUGCAGGAGACAUGGGUUUGAUCCCUAGCCUGGGAAGAUCCCACAUGCCGCAGAGCAUCUAAGCCUGUGCACCACAACUAUUGAGCCUGUUCUCUAGAGCCUGGGAGCGACAACUACUGAGCCCAACUGCUAAAGCCCACGCACCCUAGAGGCCGUGCUUUGCAACAAGAGAAGCCACUGCAAGGAGAAACCCUCUCACUGCAACGAAGAGAAGCCCCCAAUCGUUGCAACUAGGGAAAAGGCCUGCACAGCAGUGAGGACUCAUCACAACUAAAAAUAAAAAAAUAAACAACAUUUUUUAAAAAAAAAGAAGUAGAAUCUACAUCCCCACCACUUGAACCUAGGUUGGUGUUGUAACUGGCUUUGGCCAAUAGAAUGUCGAAGAGAUGGUGUUUUAGUUCCAAGGCCAGGCUUCACGAGGCCUUACAAACUUCCACCCCAUCUCUUGGAGCCCUCCACCACCGGGAGCAAGCUGGGCAAGCAUGCUAGAGAAGGAGAGACCACACGGAGCCAAGACAGCCUGGCCCAGCCGAGGUCAUACUAGACCAGCCAGGCCAGCAGCUGUCACAGGGGUGAAUCCAGUUGAGACCAGAAGAACCACACAGCAGAAGCAGCCCAGACAGCCCAUUUACAAAAACAUGAGCUAAAUAAAUGACUCUGGUCUUAAGCCACUAAGUUCCGGGGUGAACUGUGACACAGCAGUAAACAUCUGGGCAAAUACCGAGCCUUCCUCUUUCCCACUGAACUAAGUACAGAAUCCCCCUUUGGAUCCCCAAGGUCUUUUAUCUCUGACGCCAACCUGAUCUCCAGUAUCCGGUCCCAGAGUGCUCCCACCAGAGACUGCAAACUCUAAUACCUAUGAGGUCUAGUGGGAGCCUAAAAAGUGAGUUGAGCCUGAAGGAGAGACUUCAGGGAACAGCUGAGCUUUGUGAAGAAAGGGCAGCCUCUGCUCAGCUCCAGGCUAUUUUUAUCAGAUAGGAACGGACUCCAGUGUUUCCAGAGACAUCCACUUUGUCACAUUUUUGGUAAAUUGUCCAUCUUUUUAAAGAUUGGCACUUCAUUAAAAAUUAUUUUUAUGUUGUACAGGCCAAACAAAAUAUUAUUAGCCUAAGAGUUCUCAGAAACCCGUGUCUCCUGGAUGUGACCUGUUUGUUCUGAAUUUUUUUACACCUUUGCUCUUGGUAAGGUGACCUCUACUUGUCCCUGCUUUUCUUUCCGCCUGAACUCCUCCCAAAUCAUUCAACAGCGAAUGUGCUGGGUAUUGUUCCAAUCACUGAGGAGACAAUAGACGGGGGCAGGGAGAGGGGUCAAUUGGGAGCUUGGGAUGAACAUACACUUCUAUAUAGAAGACAGAUAACCAACAAGGACCUACUCAAUAGCACAGGGAACUCUAUUCAAUAUUCUGUGGUAGCCUUUAUGAGAAAAGAAUCUCAAAAAGGAGGAAUAUAUUUAUAUGUGUAAGUGAAUCACUCUGCUGUACGCCUGAAACUAACACAACUAUAAUUCCAUAAAAUUAAAAGGCAAAAUAAAUUGGAGCUUAUAAUCUGGUAAUCAUCUGUGGGGAAUAAAAUUGUGGUUCAUUUCUA
Molecule: messenger RNA, 3836 nt
Organism: Cervus elaphus (red deer)
Lineage: Eukaryota; Metazoa; Chordata; Mammalia; Artiodactyla; Cervidae
Gene: MLKL
Product: mixed lineage kinase domain like pseudokinase
Exons: 11
Coding region: 479-1915 (478 amino acids)
Biological process (GO): cell surface receptor signaling pathway; protein phosphorylation
Molecular function (GO): ATP binding; protein kinase activity
Source: RefSeq, a predicted model, not a curated record